This is a messenger RNA of Theobroma cacao (cacao), 1317 nucleotides long. RefSeq lists its product as uncharacterized. Lineage: Eukaryota; Viridiplantae; Streptophyta; Magnoliopsida; Malvales; Malvaceae. The record is from RefSeq and is a predicted model, not a curated record.
AAUCUAAGUCCUCUCUAUCUAUAUCUCUCUUUCCCUCACUUCUGUAAAUCUUUAGGCUGUCCAAAACCAGCGACCCAAAUCAAAGUGAAGCUUUGAGAAGCUGAGUUUUAAAGCUUUUCUGGAUGUGGGUUCUUGAGUUCAUCAUCAAUUAACUGAGGUAGGACUAUUGUGCUAUUCUUCAUUCUUUUCUUUUUCUUUUUUGUUUUUGCUAGCUAAGGGAUACUAUAAGCUUUGCUUCAGCUAGAGAGGACUAGCAAAGAAAGAAAUAAAUUUGCCUUUUUUAUGGUUAUCAUAAUGAAGGACUUUCCUUCUUGCUUUGGUGAAAACGGUGUUCAAGUAGCUGAUUCAUCAUCAUCAUCAUCAUCAUCAUCGUCAAGUGCAGCUAAAGCUGCUCAAAACUUGGUUACUUGUGUUUAUCAGUGUAAAUUACAUGGUCGUUCAUGCUUAAUUACGGUCACAUGGACCAAGAGUCUGAUGGGUCAAGGCCUUAGCGUUGCAAUUGAUGAUUCAGCCAAUCAAUGUUUAUGUAAAGUUGAUAUAAAGCCCUGGUUGUUCUCUAAGAGAAAAGGAUCAAAGAUUUUAGAGGUAGAUUCUGGUAAAAUUGAUAUAUGUUGGGACUUAUCUAAUGCUAGAUUUGGUUCUGGGCCAGAGCCAGUUGAAGGAUUUUACCUGGCUGUUGCAUUUGACCAAGAAAUGAUGUUGCUUCUUGGGGAUUUAAAAAAGGAAGCAUACAAGAAGAUUGACACUAGUGCUCCUGUUAAUUCCGAUGCCAUUUUUAUUGCGAAGAGAGAGCAUAUUUUUGGGAAGAAGUUUUAUGGUGCCAAGGCUCAGUUUUGUGACAAGGGACAGAUGCAUGAUGUCAUAAUCGAGUGUGACACCGUCGAUCUUAAGGAUCCAUGCCUUGUUAUCCGCAUUGAUAGUAAGACAGUGAUGCAGGUUAAGCGGCUCAAGUGGAAGUUCCGUGGCAACCAUACCAUUUUGGUGGAUGGACUCCCAGUGGAAGUGUUUUGGGAUGUUCACAACUGGUUAUUUGGCAAUGCCAUGGGCAAUGCGGUUUUCAUGUUUCAAACUUGCCUCUCUGCAGAGAAAUUGUGGGCCAGCCAGUCCAUUUUUGAUCCAUCUGUAUUGACAUGGUCUUCCUCUCAAAAGUUUAGAGAUCACCAAGUACAGGGUCAUGGUUUUUCAUUAAUAUUGUAUGCUUGGAAGCAUGAAUAGAAGUGUAAUUUGUCACUGUGAGAUUUAGAAAAUACUUUAUGCUAUGAUUUUCACAGAUAUGUGAUUGAAAUAUAGUAUAUGCAACCUAGAAGUUGUGAUUCA